CGGGAACAGAGUCCCUUCCUCGUGCCUGAGAAGGAAAAACCUAGAUACCAGGGGUCUGUUCCUUUGUAUCUCUAGCGUCAGUCACAGGCCAAGCAGUUUGAGCAACAGGAUUUGAUUCAAGGAACAAAAAUCGUAACUAUCUCUUUUCAACCAUUCAGCAUUGGAAUUAAUUCCAAAUUGGCCAGUUAUGGAAGAAACGUUGAGUAAAAGCAAAUUAAUAGAAAGAAACAGGUUCAAUCAAAAUCCAAGGAACAAGCAUCAGCAUAUGUAGAAUUAUCUAUUGUGCUAAAGCAUUACUUAAUGUAUGUUUCUUUGUUAGAAGUUUAGAAUACUGUGGAUUUAACAUUGAAAAGAACAUAGUUCUUUCCAUGGUAAUCUAAUUCAUAAUUAUAAUAACAUGAUUUCAGCAAAUUUAAAGAUGUGCAGCGUCGCGGCUGCCUGAGUGAGCGCUCUCCAAGCAAAGAAGAGGGAGGAGAUUUGACCCCAGUUGGAGCGGCGUGUCCUUGAAGAAUGGUUACACAACCAGGCCAGGGCCUGGUCUCUUGCCAUGGGAGCAGAAGAGAAUUGACUGAAGGAAAAGAUCUAACAAACUUGCAAGCUCCCUCCCAAACCUUCGCUUGCAUCUCCCCCUUCUUUUAAAAAAAAAAAAAAAAAUGGGGAGGCGGAGUUGGAGGAGGGCUGGAAUUGGGGAGGCGGGGUGUCUUAGCCCCACCCUCUUUCCCUGAGCUGGCAGUUCUCCCGGGAGGUUUCUUACGAACUGUCACCCGUGCCCUGCGCUCUCUCCCUGCUGGCCUCAGGCAUUAAAUUUCCAGAAAGUGGGAAGAAAACUACUUCAGGUUCUACAGAUGCCAUGACUCAGCAGCCCCAGGAUGAGUUUGAUAGCAGUGUAGAGAGUGCCCAAGAGUGGAUGAAGGCUGUUCAGGAGCGACUACAGGUUAAUGACAACACUCAAGGCCCUCGAGCUGCCCUAGAAGCCAGACUAAGAGAAACAGAGCGAAUAUGUCACCUAGAACCAGAGGGGCAAAUGAAGAUGGACCUAGUCCUGAAGUCAGCAGACACUCUCCUUAGCUGUUGCAGUGAAGAACAGAAGCACAACAUCCUGACUAAGCUGAAGGACAUCAAAGCCCAGUGGGAAGAAACAGUUAUCUACAUUACUCACUGUCACAGCCGGAUUGAAUGGGUGUGGCUGCAUUGGAGUGAAUAUUUGCUGGCUCAAGAUGAAUUUUACCGGUGGUUCCAAAAAAUUAAGAUGACCUUGGAGACCAGAGUGGAGCUGCAGGUGGGACUAAAAGAAAAGCAGUGGCAACUUAGCCAUUCUCAAGUCCUGCUCAAUAACAUCUUGAACCAGUCCAUCCUUUUGGAUAGGCUGCUCGAGGAAGCGGCCUCCUUGUUCAACAGGAUAGGAGAUCCCAGUGUAGAUGAAGAAGUCCAGAAAAGAAUGAAGGGAGAAUAUGAAAAGAUAAAGGCCCAAGCCCAGGAAAGAGUCAGCCUACUUGAGAAGAUAACCAAAGAGCAUGAACAAUACAAGACAAAUGUGGACCAAUUUCACCUAUGGCUAAAUAAGUUGAUGGGAAAAGUGAAUACUUCUUUAGGAAGAAGAGGCAAAAUGUCUGCCAAACACCAGAUCAAAAUUUUACAGAAUUUUGCUAAAGAUUUUCAGAAUGGUGAGAAGUCAUUAAAGAAUCUUGAGGAUCAGUCUGCUGGAGUUAUCCAGAACACCUCUCCUAUAGGAGGUGAGAAGAUUACUAAUGAGCUUGAAGAGUUGAGAAAAGCCCUGAAAAAACUGGAACUUUUUUGCAAGGAGGAAUUGGAGAGGAUCCUGAAGACACUGAAUUCAGAGGGAGCCUAUGAGACACAGGCCAGACAACUAGAAGCUGAGGUCAAAGAAUUCAGGAGGGAGCUACAAAGAUUAGCCAAGGACCUGGAACCUGGGGAAAAAGCAAGAGAUGAAGCAGAGUUGAUAGAACGCUGGAAAACUUACUCUGUCACCAGAUCAGCUCUGGCAGCAGAAGAGCCUAAGGCUGAAAGAUUGAAGUCUCAACUUAAGGAACUUGUCCAGUUUAACCAUGAUUUCCAGCCCCUUUCAGACAGUGUUGUGAUUACCAUGCAAGAAUUCCAAAGGAUUAAAGAAAAUUCUUCUAAACUGAAAAACCGUUCUGGGACAGACCUGUGGCAGUAUUUUCAGCACCCGGUUCAAGAGUUCCAGCUGUGGAAAGCACUGACCCAAAAACUCUUGACUAUCACUGACAACCUACCAGAUCUCCCAUCAAUACAUACCUUUUUGCCACAGAUUGAGGCAGCAUUGGCUGAAAGUUCACGCCUAAAGGAGCAACUGAUCAUGUUAAAACUGAAGAAGGAUUUGCUGAUAAGCAUCUUUGGUGAGGAAAGGGCAGAGACUUUCUUAGAAGAGGUGAUCAAUAUUAUCAGGGAGAGAGACCUGCUGCAUAACAAUCUCCUGCAAAGAAAUAGCAAAUUGCAAAGUGCAAUAUCUCAGCACAAUGACUUUGAUACUGCAUUUGAACCACUGCAGAAGAGGUUAGCAGAUCUCCACAUCAGAGCAGAAGCAGAGAAGGAGUUUCAGCAAGACCUUCCUAGUAAGCAGGCUCACCUCCAGCGCUUGCAGCAAAUCCAGGAAGACUUGCAAGAACUUUACGUUCAGAUUGAAAACCUGAAACCCUUAGUUCAGGCUAAUCCCAGCCAUCAGCAUAAAAUCAAUCAACUUCUAUCUGAUUAUCAGACCCUGAAAAGAUCUUUGGAGAUAACUAUGGAACAAAGCCAGAAGCAUGUUCAGGAACACUGGACCUUCAACCAUAAACUGUGGGAACUCCAGCAAUGGAUUGGGAUCGCCAAACAAAAGCUGGAAUCCUACCAAGGGAAUGAAGGCCAGUGGAAGGUGAAUGGCCAAUCUGUAGAAGAUAUUGAGAGGCUGGUGGCUGAAUUCCCUGAUAAAGAGGUACAAUUGCACUUGACUGAAGGUCAUGGUCAACUGGUUAUGGAGACAUCAUCUCUUGAGGGAGCAGCUCUUGUCCAAGGGGAAUUAAAGGAACUGAAGGAGUCUUGGAAGGCUCUGAAGUUACUUGAGGAAACAUUGAUGAGCUUCAUCAGGAAGUGGCAGCUAAAAAACAAGGAAUCAGAUCCAAGGAAGAAAUUGAUUAUUCCCAACAAUAUUCCAAAGCAUGAGUUUCUUAUAAAUUCUGUGGAUUCUGUUCCUAGGCACCAGGGUAAGGGAAGUCCAUCCAAAGAAGAAGAAAGUAAUGAUGAUUUCUCCAAAUUCCUGAACGACUUUGAACAUUGGUUGCAAGUGGAAAAUACCAAGUUGGUAAACAUAAUUGCCAUGAAAAAUUCCACUGCUAAGGAUUCUGAAAUAAGAAAAGGCAAACUGAAGGAACUACAGGAUAGGCUUCCAGAAGGUCAGCAUCUUUUUGAAAAUCUUCUUUCUCUCCGAACAAAGAAUGGGACCUGUGAAAACUUGGAGGAUCUCCGCUACCGUUGGAUGCUCUACAAAUCCAAACUCAUAGACUCCAGAAAUUUGCUAGAGGCUCACAGUCCUCUUGGAAAACCAAUGGGAUUCAGAAAGAGUCGUCCAGAAGGGAUAUGUGCCUUCCUCCAUCGAGUGUGCUGUGUAGCCCUACCCCUUCAGCUCUUGCUGCUGUCCCUGCUUUUGUUUCUGUUGCUGUUGCCCCUAGGACAAGAGAGAUGGAGUUGCACCUUUUCCAACAACUUCGCCCGUUCCUUCAAGUUGAUGCUCCGCCAUGAGGGGCCCCCACCAACUUAGUGACCAGGAGAUAUCAGGCUUGUGGCUCCAAUGCCUUUUUCUCAAGGACAUGGCACUAACUGGAAUUGUGGUCAGAAUCCAUCAGCAAAACCUUAAUCUGUAUUAGCCCAGCAUCAGUGUAACUAAAGUUAAGUUAAUUUUUAUACGAUAUUAUGUGACUAUAUUUAUAACAUAUAUGUUUGUAUGUGUUGAUAAUGAACGAGGUAUAGCUUAUAUACAUGUGAUAGAUACUCUACAUGUAUAUUUAAAUACAUAAUUCUGUAUGUUAAUGGGAAAAAAAAUUAACCAGCUUCUCAGAUACCAUUCUACAGUGUUGUUUUGUUUUGUUUUUUGGUAGCCAUGAAGAACAAAUAGAGUAACAUCUCAUUUAUCUGGAAAUCAAUUUUUUACUAUCUGAACUCAGAAGUCGGAAGGAAACUAAAAAGAAAAGUUUCCAAACAGCUUAAAUAGAUAUGUGCACUUGAGUUCAUAUAUUUUAUUUAUUCUCCUCUAGCCCUCGAGCUUACUUAUUCUUGCUUUUUAUAAAAUUCUAAGUAGUCAUUAAAACACUCUAAAAUGUGGAUUAGUAUUUCUGUUAACAUGCUUAUUAUCUGGUUUCUCAGAACAUGCCAGAAGCAGAAAGUUACUAUCAUCCUGUUAAAUGGUAUUUUAUGUUUUACAAAGUGCUUUCUUUCCUAUAGUUCUCUGAUGCAGGUAGUUUAAACAUUAUAGGAUUAUGCUCUAGAGCUAGAAGGGACCAUAAAGGUCAUUUAUUCCAGUCCUUUCAUUUUUACUGAUGUAGUAACUGGGACAUAGAAAUUGAGUGUUUUUUCUAAGGUGAAACAGGUUACAAGUCUGGGCUUAAACUCAGGUAUUCUGGCACAAAGUCCAUUGCUCUUUUCAAGGGGAGAAAGGCUUAAGUAUGCUUUUAGAAAGCUCGGAGCCUGUGACCAUUUCAGGCAAACACUAAGAUUCCUGAGUAUUUUCAAAACUGUUGAAAUUUUCUUAGAAAGCUCAGGCUAUUUUUUUUAAAAACAAUUUAAGGUAAUUCUCUGGUGCCUGAGCCUAAGAGGCAAGUUGGGGGAAUGAGUAGAAAGCUGACCAAGUUGGGAAGCCUUGAAUUCAAAUCCUGCCUCUUCAUAAUCCUGAGAAAAUUACUUAAUUUUUUAGUAUCCCAGGCAGCUUUUGAAGACACUUAAAUUGCAAAACCGAUAUAAUUCUUCAUUGGAAAGAAAUUUUCACAGGAGUUCUCUCUAUCAGGGAAUCAAAGUUCUAAUUGUUUUAAAUCUCUAUUGAAGGUAUCAGGGAGAUAUAAUGCAUUUUAGAAAUGUAAGUUUUCAACUAAAAAUGGUUAAGGUAGUCAUAGUUAGGAUGCUUAAAAGAAGAAACCAGUUAUCCAGAAAAUUCACUUAAGUAGGAUUGUUUCUUCCCCAAUCAAUGCAAGGCAUAGCCCAUAAAAAUAAGCACUGAAAGGAUCCAGAUAAACAAGAUAUUACUAUAUUUAUCUAAUGGCCAAUUUUGUAUUGUACCAGAUAAAUAAGGCAUUAUUGUAUUUAUUUUAUAGAUAAUUUUGUAUUGUUUACAAAGUCAAGUGAAAGGAAUGAGUAAGAGCAAAGUUUGGAACCUGUGUCAAAAGUGCAGUAUAAAAAUAAGGCAACAUACCCCAAAAUGGGGUGACCUAUUGUGGAGCUUCCACUCUUCUUCAUGACUAUUUUCCCAGUUUGGUACACCCAUCAAAAAGAAGAAAAAAGAAAAUGUAUAGAUUUUGGACCUGAUUUUCUGCAUCUUACAGAUAAGGUACCAUUUUAGAGGAAGUGCUGUCUUAUUGUCCUUGAUCAACAAAAUGGUAUUUUCCUUCCCCACAUCUUAUCCUUCUUAGAAGUUUGUGCUUUAAAUCUCGGUAUUUGUUCUUAGUUAGUAGGAAAUUUCUCUUUAAAAGAGAGUCACCUCCAAAGUGUACUAAGUGCCUACUCUUUUUAAAAAGCUUUAUCAGUCUUUCCAGUAGAGAAUUGAAAUAGAUCAUUUUGAAUAUUCUCUUCAUCUCCGGAAUCAUGAUCCUUUGAUAUACCACAAAAAUUAGUGCUCCUGACCUAAAUGUUUUUAUUAAGUUUUGGCAUCAGAAUAAUACUGAAAAGUAUCUUUGUAUCAUAAAAUGUUUGAUUUGGAAAGGCUCCAAGCGGAAAUUUUGUCUAGUUUCAACAUAAGAUAAAGAAACUGAAAAUUAGAGAGACCGAGAGAAAGUGAUGUGCCCAAGGCCCAGAUCUCUUGAUUCUUUGUUGAGUAACUCUCUUGGGGCAUAGAGCUGCUUGUGACUUAUUGUUCAUUUUUUACCCUACCAUGAGAAAGCCCACAAGAGUCAUGCUUAUGUACUACUUUUAGUGGUCCAUUGCCACUAUUCUCUCAACUCUGACCCAAUGAUAGGAGGGUCCUGUGGGUAGUUGCAAACAAUCUUCUCAUAGAUAAUGGGAAAUUUCUGUAUCACAAAAUGAGAAAAUUAUGUGCUGAUGAAAAGAACAUAUAGUUUAUUUGGAAAACAAAAGAGCCUUCUUGUUAAUAUCUGGAAAUAGACUUUGUCCUAAGUCACAUGGCUUUUUUAAAUUGGGGUUCACCACCUGGGUGAAAUGACAUCUGCACAGAUGAAACCAAAUGAAUAAGGUCCCUGAUGAACUCUUUUCUAGGUCUUAUUCCUAUGUUGGCUCCUUUUUUAAAUAAAUGUCCUUGAAAUACCAUAGUACAACCACUAUCCAAAUUUCAGCUCACCCAAAGGGCAAAGAAGCAUGCUGUGACUGCAAGUAAGCAGGAGGCAGCAUCUUCUCAUCCAUGAUCCGUGUGGAGAAUCAGACUCAAAGAAAUGGUUGUUCAGAAAAAGAGAUGGGUCAGUUAUGUAAUGAGAGUAAGUGAUAGUAGAUGGACAGCAUGAGAACUACUCUGGUCCCCACAAAAAGUUCAAAAGAUCUAGAAAAACGUCCCUGGCCUGUGGAGGAUGUAAGAAAGAACAUGGGCAAACACACUAUACAGGAAAAGAAAAAAUACUCUUGUCUGUGUCCUCUCUCUGAGCCUCCAUAGAAGCUUGCUGGCCUUUCAGGUAUACUCUGGUCUGCCCUAGUGAAGCAUAAAUCCAUUCAUUUAUUGCAAUAUUAUUUUCCACAUAAGUAAUUUUUGAUGCUUGAAUUCCCUCCCUCAUCUUUGCUUCCUGGCUUACUUCAAGAAUUAGUUAAAAUCCUACCUUCUGUCCCUUUUAUUACUAUUCCCUUUCUUUCCUUAUCUCCAAUAUACCCUGUCUAUAUCUUGUUUGUAUGUUGUUAUUUUCAUGUUGUCUCUCCCCUUAGACUGUGAGCUUCUCAAAGGCAGGUAUUUUUCUGUUUUGUUGCCUUUGUAUCCCCAACAAUUAGCAUAGUGCCUUAGGUAUAGUAAAUGCUUAAUAAAAUGCUUACUGACUGACUCAUACAAACAACUAGGAGUAAGUAAGCAAGAUUAUGAGUGUGUUUGUAAAUCUAGGCUACUAAACCAAUGGCAUACGAUGUUCUCUAAUUAAAUUCAACAAGUAUCUACUGUCCAAGGCAUUGUGCCAAGUAUGAAAGAAUAAUUUAUGUAGCUUUGAGUCAGUGAAGCAGGUGAAAGGUAAGCAGUUAGAAGAAAGAGAAAUAAAAGAAUUAUUAAAUUAAUUAAAAGGUGACUAGAAAAGAUCCUCUAAUUUCAAGUAUCUCAACUGGCUAGAGAGCUGGAUCUCUCCUCACUAUAGAGAAGAGCAAGAAUCAUGAAAAGGGAGUGAAGAGGACCAGAAAAAUGAUAACUAAUUAGACAGAAGAAAUAGUAAGCAGAAAAGUAGAACAGAGGAAUAGAGAAAGGAAAGAAUGGAAGGAGGCAUGUGUCUCCAUUAGUGAGAAGUCUUCUAGGAUAAAAGAGAGAACAAGAGAAAUAAAUACUAAGGCAUAUUGGGCAAAGGAAUGGACAACAGAAUGUUCUAAAAUUAUAGCAAAUGAAAAUUAAAUCUAAUCCAGUUAUAGGAAGGGAAAGGAGAAGACAUGAAAAUCCUAAGGACUCUUUUCCUUAGAAAAUCUUAUAGCAAAACCUUGGCAUAUUGAACGUUAGAGGUGGAGGAGAUAUGAGAUACCAUUUAAUUAAACCUGCUCAUUUUAAAGAUGAAAAAACUGAAACUCAUAGAGUAGAAACUAACUUAAGGUUACCCAACUUGAGAUCUCAAUCAAAUGCCUUUAUUAUUCCACCAAAACAUCUAGAAAAAUAGUGGGGGGAGGAGGUAGAGGGAGAAGGGAGGAAGAAGAAAGAAAGACAUGUUAUAUAAGAAGCAGAGGGUUGGACUCAGAGAUAUUACUGGCUUUGAGCACUUAUUAGCUAUAUUAUAUAACCAUGGGCAAGUUAACUAAUCUUUCUGAGCCAGUUUCCCCAUUUGUAAAAUUUAUAACAAAAAAUUAGUGGUGUACCUCACAGUGUUGUCAUGAGGCUCAGAUGAGAUAAUAUAUGUAAAAUGCUAUACAAAUAUCAGUUAUGAAUAUAGUUUAAAUAUGGAUUUACUUGUUGAUAGAAGAAAAUGGGUUGGAUAGUUGAUCUGAGCUUGUCUUAAGCUAGCAUCUGACAAAUUCAGAUUAUCAUCAUGUCUAGUAGAUGUGGUACACUUUCACCUACAACUAUGGAAGCUCCCUUAGUCAUCCUACUUCAUGUUUCACCAAGUUUUAAAAUUCCAACAACUUGAAAGUCGCAAUCACAGCAUUGAGUGGUAUCAAGAGGUGUAAGGAACAGUGGCUGCUAAUUAACCCUUCUAUAUUCUUCUGAUUUCUAAGCCAGGAAAGUAUCUACUUCUUCUCAGAAGGGUAGAGGAUGGUGAGAAGAGAUAGAGCUCUGGCAACCAAGGUUUCUGUUCUUCCUUUGUGUUCCUGCAGGCGAGCCUUCCAAGUGGACACAAGCUGCUUAGGGUCAUAAGAUUUCAAAUCUUUAAAUAUCACAAAAAGUUGGAAUGGAGCCCAGAGGUCCUCUGGUGCAACUCAUACCUGACCAAGGAUCCACUCAACACAAUUCCUAACAAAUUCAUCCAGCAUUUGCUUGGAGACCUUAUAGUGAACUGGGCCUGGAGUCAGCAAGACCUAAAUUCAAAUUUAGGCUCAGAAAUUUACUAGCUUUGUGACUCUGGAUUAGUCACUUAAUCUCUAUUUACCUCAGUUUUCUCAAUAGUAAAAUGAAUAUAUUUUAUUUUUUUGUAAAGUGCUUAAAACAGUGCCUGUUACUUAACUUGUGAUUCCUUCUCCUUUUUUAUUUGAAAGGAGAGCUCAUUUGAUUUUUGAAAAACUCUUGUUCUUAAGAGGAGCAGCAGUGGAUAGAGUACCAUACCUGAAGUGGGGAAGCCUGGGCUUCAAAUCUGGCCUUGCUAGCUGUAUGACCCUCAUCUGUAAAAUAACCUGGAGAAGGAAAAGGCAAAUUACUCCAUCUUUGCCCAAAAACUCCAAUGGAAUCACAAAGAGUUGAACAUGAUUGAACACAACAAACAGUUAAGGAGAGGCUUUUUUUCCCUUAUAUGAAAUCCAAAUCUUCAGAUUCCACAAGCAGAAAAAUCUAUUCCUUCUUUCACGUUACAGCCUUUCAGAUAGUUGAAGAUACAAAGGAGGAGAUGGAAGCUUAGAGAGUUAAAUCGGUUGUCCAGCUAACUGGUUAAAAAAAUAAAAUGAUCAUGAGCCCAAUUUUUUGGAUACCCAAAUACAGUGUUUUUCUACUGCUUAUUUACCUUUGACCAAAAAAAAGGCUUCUAAACUUUUCUCUAAAUAUUCAGUGGUCUUCACUUGGCUCAUAAAAGGUACUUAAACUUUUCAGAAAGAUGUGGGCUCUCAGUAGAUAACAAAUGUAACAGCUGCCUGUCAUUUUUUCUUCUUUUGUUUCCUUCAUUGCUUGGAGGAUUCAAUCUCAUUUUGAAUUUAUAUACUAGUCACAUUUAAUUUCUUGAUUCAGAGCAGCUUUUGCAUUAUGCCAGUGUAUGAGUAUUAUUGUGUUUAUUGAAUCCAGCUAAAGUUUUCUCUCUUGGUUUCAUUUUACAAGUUAAAUACUUGUUCAAACUUCCCAUUUUACAGACCAAAAAACUAGCCCAAAGAGGCUGAAGGAUUUAUACUAGAUCCUUCAGGGAGUGAGUGGCAGAAUCCAAAUUCAUCAUUUCUUCCCCUUGCAGCAAACUAAUACACUAUAACAAAAGACUUUUUUUUUUCUUUAAAAUUCUGGACAAGGAAUCAGAAAUCUUGGGGGUCAGUCCUAGCACUGUCUCUUAACUCAUUGUGUGCCUUUGGCCAACUUAUUUAACCACUUUAAGGAUCAUUCCACUUAAGUAAAGGAGUUGAAGAAAACUCUAAGGUACUGGACACGUGUUAAUUCUGUAGCCUACAUUCUAACAUUUCUUUAUAGGCCACUUCCAGAUAUAUAAUUCUAUAGUCUUAGAAGGCUCAUAGAUAAGAAGCUGUCCAAGUUCCCAGAAUAAUAAGUCUUGGUCAACUGUUAAUUCACUAUACAACCCAAAGCCAGUCUCCCCUAAACUUUCCAGAAAGACUGUAUCCAUACUAUAUGGGCUCUCAGCUGUCUGUCAUUUUUUUUUCCUUUUCCUGAAUUGCUUGGAGGAUUCAAUCUCAUUUUUGAACUUAUAUACCAGUCAUAUUUAAUUUCUUGAUUUAGAGCAGCUUUUGAAUUAUCCCAGUGCAUGAGUUAUUGUGUUCAUUGAAUCCAGCUAAAGUUUUCUUUCUCGGUUUCACUUUACAAGUUAAAUAUUCCCUAUUCACCCCCUUUUCAGAAUGUCAAGGUAUAAACUCCUAUAAGGAAGAAACAAAGUUCACUUCAAAAAAAAACUUCCACUCAGAGAAAAUUCUUUACAGCAGAACAAUCAAAACCUUUAAAAGUCAAGACUAGAAAUAUUGAAACUACCUUAGCUUCAAACACCCAAAUGGCACCAAUAUAAUUACACUGCUCUUCACAAGCUAUAGCUGUGGUUAACUGUUCUAUCUGCCAAGUCUGAUCAUAUGAUCAGAGCUGCUCUCUCAGGGAUAAGGUCUUCUUAAAAAGAACACUCAGAAACACAUCUGGGAAAUAUAGAAAAUGGAUGAACCUCGUAGGAAUGCUGUUCCCUCGCCUUGAACUGUCAAAAUUUGUACAAUCUCUUCCCCUCCACUUAGGAUUUAGAAUUAGAAAAGAUCUCAGCAAUUAUCUAGUCUAACUAAGGAGUUGUCUAAAGAGACUGAUAUGGAUGCACAAGGAAUGCAUUGAGUAGCUUAAGUUAAAAAAAAAAAAAAAAAAACUAGUUAUUUCUUUUGUCUCUGAUAUAUAUAAACUAACCCUAGUAGCUAAUAUGCCCAGCCCAUUUUCCACAGUUUAUAGAUUAUACUGAGGUAUUAGUCACUGGGAAUCCCUAAACAAAAGCUUAAUUUAUUUAAUGUGUGUUUUCAAUCUUUUAUUCUGCUACAAUAAUACAUACAAUAUAAUGGCAAAUUUAUUAGGCAAAUUAGUGUUUAUUUGGCAAAUACUAUUAUGCUCACUCUACUAGAAUUAGGGUUAUGAAGAAAAGAAUGGCACAUUCCUUGUCUUCUCAGUUGUCUUUGUACUUUUGCAAGUACUUUGUACUUGCACUAAGUACAUGCACUAAGAGAAACUGAAAUUAAAGUUAAAUCCAUGUAUAAGCAGAAAGCAAAAAAAAAGUCUUAUUAGACCCAUCCAACUAUCUUUUUUCCUUUCCACUGUCCCCUAGAUAUUUCCCUAUACUUUCCCCUUCUCAGUAUUUUAUCCCUUAACUUAUGACAUAUUUGCCAGUGGACUUUUUAGUCAUUUUUAGCAUCCCCAGAGAGUAAAACGUUCCAUAAAUUCCCAAAAUUUUGUUGUCUGAGCAUUUUACUUAAAACUACCUCUUUCAAACUCUCAGGGGAAGGAGGCAGCCCCUUAUUUGGGAAUUACUGUAAAGUACGAAUGUAAAUCUCUUUCUCUCCAUGUUUUUUGUCUAUAUACUUUGCAAUUUUAGCAAGUUAGAAGUACCCUUAAGAGCACUUAAUUUAGUUUUUUGCUUUUCAAGCAGUAACAUGUAGGAGUUGUAGUAACAGGCAGGAAAUGUAAAGUGAAUCAGGAAGUUAGGUGGCCAACCUACUUUUCCAGGGAAGAAACAACAUUUAGUGGCUUUUCUCUUUGAAAAUUGAGUUGUACCUAUUUUCUUCCUGAAAUUUAAGGCCAGUAUCCCAACAUGUGGUAUAGCCUUGGUUUGGGAGAGGGGGUGAGAGGUAUGGAGGGAAGGGAGAGGAAAAGGGAGUUUUGUUGCUUGUAGAAGUUUUAAGAAAAUAGAUCUUCCUUUGGGUGCAGUCCGUAUACUUAUUCUGGCUUUUCCUUCCUAUGGAAGACCAUAGAGCACUGGUCCUUAGACUUAUUAAAUCAGAGUCAAAAGAGUAAUUUUUCUCUACAAAAGAGUAAUUUUGUUUCCUCUAUUUCUUAUUUUUAUAGAGGAAAUGAAAGAGGAUGCAAUGUACUUACCAUAUCCAAAAGUUCCUUAUCUUCCUCCUCCUGUCUUCUCUUUCCUUUCCUUCUUCUUGUCCCGCUUUAUCUCCUUUUUUAAACUUAACUUUUUUUUCUUCCUUCUCCCCAAUUGUAUCUUUGAGAGGUCCCUGAUUUCAUGUGUUGAUGCUUUCUCUCUAGAUGGAGAAGAAUUCACUGUGUGCCUCUCAGUAGAUAAUUCAAAUGAUUUUUUUGAUUUUCCCUGCAUUUACUCCUUGUUGUUUGUGCAUAUGUGUAUUCACAUACAUAGUAUGCUUUGUCUCAUUAAUAUUUUUAUAUCCCAUAUAAGUACAAGAUGAAAUCUUAAGAAAUUAGUCUGUUAUAUGGUCCAUUAUCCCUUUCUAUACUUUGGGGAUGCCUCUGUUUUUGGAAAUAUCCCAUUAUAAAAUGGAACCUAUUUCAAGUGAUAUAGUAAGUUAAAUAAAGUGCCCUUUAAAACACUUAUAGGUGCUAAAUAGAGAGAGCUUUUCAUAAAGGGAACAUUUUGGCCAUUUUCAAUUAUACCUUAACAUUCCCUGCCCUUCUCCCCCAACUUUUCUUACCUUUUAGCCACCUUUUUCUCAUUCUGAGAAUCUUCAAGUAUGUACAGGGCCCAUAAUCAAAUUUGUGAUUUUAUUAAUGAUUUUUUAAAACUAUAUCAAAAUAAGUUUUCUGUUAUUAUUAGAUAUUAUAUAUAUAUGUGUGUGUGUGUGUGUAUGUAUAUACACAUAUACAUAUGUAUAGUAACUAAACAAUUUUCUUAACGCAGUGCAUGUUAGAAUAUAAGACACUUGAAUAGAAUUUGAUCUCAUAAGCAUGGGUCUUCCACGAUUACAGAUUAUAAUCCAUCUGUGCUCUAUCUUGAACAAUUGUUUGUUUCCCUAUGAAUGCUCUAUAAAGGAUGUACCCAACUACUCUUGAACAAUUUCUCUGAACCUUUUAAUGUUUUCUGAGUACUCAUUUAUUGUACUUGAACUGUCCAUUAAUAAUCUGUCCUCUGGUUAUAAAGUCAGCCUACCUCCUUUUUUUUGUUCAUACAUGCCCUCAGUGAUGGAUGGCUUUUAUGUCACUUUUAAGACAUAAGUCAUCAUUAGUAACAUGUUAUGGCUUGCUUAUAAGAUUAUUUGAGAAUUAGAAUUUGAAAGUGACCUUAGAAAUUAAGUAGUCCAAUCCUAAGAUUUACAGAUUUAAUUGAGGGCCAAAGAAGAAAAUUAACUUGUGCUUAUUAUUGACUCAUACUUCAUAAGAGACAGAGCCAAGAGUCAUUAAACCUACACCUCCAACUUCAUAUUUUCCAUGUGUAUUACCAUGAUUUAUUUAAAAUUACAAUACUGACUUGGCUAAAGACCAUCUACUCAACACAGGGUAACACGGACCACUAUAUUUUCUUAUCUAAACUGUAAAUUAUAUUUUUAAAAGUCAUAUUACAUUUUAAGGUUUUCCUUUCUCUCAUUUUUCUUCAUGCUAUAUCAUUAAGGGCUUGGGGUGGGAAGGGGUCUCAGACGGUUUAUUUUUUGCUUUUUUUUGUAAACUGAUGUCAGCUUUUGUGUUUGGAAAUAAAAUAUACCUAUAUUUUGAUCUAUGAAA
Molecule: messenger RNA, 13834 nt
Organism: Antechinus flavipes (yellow-footed antechinus)
Lineage: Eukaryota; Metazoa; Chordata; Mammalia; Dasyuromorphia; Dasyuridae
Gene: SYNE3
Product: spectrin repeat containing nuclear envelope family member 3
Exons: 22
Coding region: 851-3775 (974 amino acids)
Biological process (GO): nuclear migration
Cellular component (GO): nuclear outer membrane; cytoplasm; meiotic nuclear membrane microtubule tethering complex
Molecular function (GO): actin filament binding
Source: RefSeq, a predicted model, not a curated record